CGUGAGGAUCUGGCGUUGCGAAACGACUCGCGGUGAGGGACGGGAAGAGGAAUACCUCGGGGUCGAAGUCACCUCGACGAGUGCAUCGGGCACCGAUCGGCUCGGGGUGGAUCGGUCUUGAGGGACAAUGCCGUCUAAGUACAGUUACCAACCUUGCCGGGAAUUCAAUGUGGUGGUUCUAGGUGCAGGCGGCGUCGGGAAGAGUUGUCUGACUGCCCAGUUUGUUCACAAUGAAUGGAUUGAGAGCUACGACCCCACCAUUGAAGACUCGUACAGGACGCAAAAGUCUGUCGAUGGCCGUCAAGUAGUGUUAGAGAUUCUUGAUACAGCUGGCACGGAGCAGUUCGUUGCCAUGCGAGAUCUCUACAUGAAAACGGGUCAGGGCUUCCUCUUGGUAUUCAGCAUCGCCUCGAAAACCUCGUUCGAGGAACUCGAGACGCUGCGGGACGACAUCAUUCGCAUCAAGGAUGACGAAGACAUCCCAAUAGUCAUUGUUGGGAAUAAGGCCGACCUGGAGGAUCAACGGGCAGUGGAUCGUGCCAAGGCCUUCGCCCUCUCCCAACGAUGGAAUGCGCCUUACUAUGAAGCCAGCGCGAGGACGCGGACCAACGUCGACGAGGUUUUCAUUGACCUCUGCCGGCAAAUGUUAAGGCGGGACGACUAUCAUGACGACGGCCGCGACGACCCCUAUCCACAUCGAGCGGAUGAUCUGACCGCCAAGAGACGCCGCAGGAAGAAACGAAAGGAGAAGUGCACCAUCCUAUGAUGAGUCUCCCUUCCGGCUUGUCGCGUUUCUAGAGGUUCCGCUUGUCGCCCGCGAUGAACCAGACACGAGCUAUGAACAACGGAUGACCUAUGGAUGCCCGUCAUGAUGGAUACGAGCUCGGACGGCCAGGAGUCUGACUGUAUAAAUCCUGUCGCUUUACACGUUAAAAUGACAUUGGCGUUGGUAGUGACCAUUUCGUGCCUUUGUGAUUGGGUCUCGGUCCGGGAGGAUGAUGGUGGGCGGGGGAC
This is a messenger RNA of Parathielavia appendiculata, 1014 nucleotides long. RefSeq names its product ras-domain-containing protein. Lineage: Eukaryota; Fungi; Ascomycota; Sordariomycetes; Sordariales; Chaetomiaceae. Bases 128 to 766 code for a protein of 212 amino acids. The transcript has 9 exons. Gene Ontology annotation, molecular function: GTPase activity; GTP binding; GDP binding. Gene Ontology annotation, biological process: signal transduction. The record is from RefSeq and is a predicted model, not a curated record. Gene Ontology annotation, cellular component: plasma membrane.